CAUAUCUCUCCAUUCAACACGUCACUCAUCUGCUCCUGUCACCACAUCAAUUGGGUGGAUCACAGCCUCUUGCUUUGCUAUAAACAUCCACAGUCACCUUGCAGCGUAUCCUUCGCACACUGAAGAGAGCCCUGUCCAAUAUCACAGAGUGUUGAAGCUAUACAUAUUCCAUCACAUAAAGCCAUGAGCCGCUUGCUGGAGGUGUUUAUACGGGCAAACAGCUCUUCUGAAGAGGACACAGAUACCUGCGACUCCUCGAAUGACUACAAUGGACGAGAGCUCUUGAGAAUCGUCGCCAUCUUCAUGGUGAUGGCCAUGUCAGCCUUUGGAUCUUUCCUCCCACUACUCUCUUCCAAGUACUCAUCUAUACGUCUGCCUCAGUGGGUAUGGUUCCUGGCCAAAUUCUUCGGUUCCGGGGUCAUCGUCGCCACAGGGUUUGUUCACUUGUUGCAGCCUGCCAAUGAGGCCCUCUCGAAUGACUGCUUAACAGGCCUGGUCACUGAGUAUCCAUGGGCAUUUGGUAUCUGUCUGAUGUCAUUGUUUGCUCUCUUCUUCAGUGAAAUCAUUGCUCAUCACUUCCUGAAGAGGGCUACAAGAGGUGGGAGUGGCCAGCAGGGCACAGUUCACAGUCAUUCUCACUUUGGAGAGCUCAGUAAGCCCCAAGAUGACGAGGCUCUGCCAUCAUCUAUGCAGAUGGAAGAGGAUGAGUAUGAGGAGGCAGUACCUCUGGUGGACUAUUCGUAUAGCACAUCUGAGGCUAGCACGAGCAAUUAUUACCCUCAGAGCUCACAGCAGCAGGGCAGUGCAAAUUAUUUCAGCCAGAUCCUAUCAGUGUUCAUCUUGGAGUUUGGUAUUGUCUUCCACUCGGUGUUUGUAGGGCUCUCAUUGGCCGUUGCUGGCGAAGAGUUCCAAACACUUUUCGUUGUGAUUAUGUUCCACCAGAUGUUUGAAGGCCUGGGACUAGGGACGAGGAUAGCAGAGUGUCCCUGGGAUGAAAGUCGAAGAAGAACACCGUGGAUAUUAGCACUGGGGUUCACUUUGACUACUCCAACAGCAAUUGCCAUUGGGCUCUGUGUUAGAAGCUCCUACUCCCCAGGAUCAGCAAGAGCUUUGAUCAUCAAUGGAGUAUUUGACGCAAUAUCCUCUGGAAUAUUGAUCUAUACUGGUCUUGUUGAGCUCAUGGCACACGAGUUCUUGUACUCAUCACAGUUCGACGGAGAAGAUGGGCUCACACGGAUGUUGGUCGCCUUCCUCGUGAUGUGUUCCGGUGCUGGGCUAAUGGCUUUGCUCGGUAAAUGGACAUGAACACAUGUACGCUACUGUUAUGUUUAAAGAAUGUAUAUAACAUUAAUGGAUACUUUAC
Williopsis jadinii is the source of this 1363-nucleotide messenger RNA. Its product is annotated as ZIP zinc/iron transport family. Gene Ontology annotation, molecular function: low-affinity zinc ion transmembrane transporter activity. Gene Ontology annotation, cellular component: plasma membrane. NCBI's taxonomy places the organism in Eukaryota, Fungi, Ascomycota, Saccharomycetes, Phaffomycetales, Wickerhamomycetaceae. Bases 184 to 1305 code for a protein of 373 amino acids. Gene Ontology annotation, biological process: zinc ion import across plasma membrane. The transcript has a single exon. The record is from RefSeq and is a predicted model, not a curated record.